Molecule: messenger RNA, 1525 nt
Organism: Triticum dicoccoides
Lineage: Eukaryota; Viridiplantae; Streptophyta; Magnoliopsida; Poales; Poaceae
Product: E3 ubiquitin-protein ligase RING1-like
Exons: 3
Coding region: 78-998 (306 amino acids)
Biological process (GO): protein ubiquitination
Cellular component (GO): cytoplasm
Molecular function (GO): ubiquitin protein ligase activity
Source: RefSeq, a predicted model, not a curated record
AAACAAAAUCAAUCGCUUCCGUUACGAAUUCCCCCAAAUCCAUCCCCACCCCCGCCGGAUCGAUCGCCGCCGCCGCCAUGUCGUCGUCGGCGCCGCAGCAGCGCUACUUCUGCCACCAGUGCGACCGGGCCGUCGCCAUCGCCGCGCCGGCCUCCCGCGACGACGAGUUCUUCCCCCUCGCCAGCUUCCUCGACCUCCGCAACCCCAGCGACCUCGCCGGGGUCCUCGGCCCGCCAUCCCCCUCCGCGCCCCGCGCCUCCGCCAACCCCACCAACAACCAGUUCGACGUCACCGACUUCCUCCACGGCCACCUCGGCGGCCUCCUCUCGGGCGGCGCCACCAUCCAGAUCGUCCUCGAGGGCUCCUCCUUCCCCGGCGGCUUCGCCUCCUUCGGCGCCGGCGGCCCCGUCCCCGUCCCCGGCGGGGUCAGCCUCGGCGACUACUUCAUGGGAUCCGGCCUCGAGCAGCUCAUCCAGCAGCUCGCCGAGAACGACCCCAGCCGCUACGGCACCCCGCCCGCCGCCAAGGCCGCCGUCGCCGCCCUGCCCGAUGUCGCCGUCUCUGCCGACAUGAUGGCCGCCGACGGGGGCGCCCAGUGCGCCGUCUGUAUGGACGACUUCCUGCUCGGCGCCGCCGCCAAGCAGCUCCCCUGCAACCACGUCUUCCACAAGGACUGCAUCCUGCCAUGGCUCGAUCUCCACAGCUCCUGCCCUGUCUGCCGCCAUGAGAUGCCCACCGAUGACCCUGACUAUGAGAACCACCAGCGCCAGGCUGCUGCCGCUACCCCUGCUGCUGCUGUGGCGGCGCCUGCGUCCCCUGGUGGUGGCGGCCCUUCGCCUAGGGUCAUGGAGAGGAGGUUCAGGAUCUCCCUGCCCUGGCCUCUCAGGGCCGCUUUUGCCGCGCAGCAGGCAGAGAGCAGCGACCAGGAUGGUGCUGGCUCUGGUGACUACAACAACGAUCCAGAUGCGAGCGGUCGCUCAUAUGAUGAUCUCGACUGAAGCGCCUGCAAGGAAGAGGGGAACAGGGGGAUAAGGAGGGGCAAACGGACUGGCGGCUGGAAGAAGGAAGAGAAUCUGAAGACAAGAAGAGGAAGAAGACUUAUGUUGUUGUUGUUGAUCUGAAUUUAAUUGGAAGCUUUUUUUGGAGAUGAAGAGUGGCGCCGUCCGUCCGUCUAUUGAUUUCCCCCCUCCCCUCUUUGCCUGUCAUGGUUGUAGAAAAAAGUAGAGAUGAUAUUCUUUUGGUUGCCUGGUCUGGUCUGGUGUGGUCUGGUUGGUGGGUUGACUUGACUGAACAUAUACCUUCUUGUGGGAAGGAAGAAGAAGCUCCCUCCUUCCUAACUUGCUUGUCUGUGUUAUCAUAGUAGAAUUGUGUGUCUGUGUCGUCGAUCGAUCGAUCCAUCUUCCUUUCUCUCUUGUGGGAUUGGAAGAAAGAAAGAAGAAAGGGAACCCUAGCGAUCCGAUCCGAUCUUCUUAUAUAUAGAUACAUAAUGUGUUAUACAUGAGUCAGUGGAGUAUGUUUAAAUGGA